Molecule: messenger RNA, 177 nt
Organism: Thermothelomyces thermophilus ATCC 42464
Lineage: Eukaryota; Fungi; Ascomycota; Sordariomycetes; Sordariales; Chaetomiaceae
Exons: 2
Coding region: 1-177 (58 amino acids)
Source: RefSeq, a predicted model, not a curated record
AUGCCAACCGCCACGGUUUCCGUGUUCGAAAAGACAGAUGCUGUGGGGGGCACCUGGGCUAAGAACACAUACCCAAGGCUCAGCUGUGACAUACCCUCUCAGCUCUACUCAUAUUCGUUUGCGCCGAACCCUGACUGGUCCGAGGUGUACGCCUCCCAGCCCGAGAUCCUCGCCUAA